Messenger RNA from Cyphomyrmex costatus, 2592 nucleotides. It is a transcript of the gene Drat, whose product is annotated as Death resistor Adh domain containing target. Gene Ontology annotation, molecular function: oxidoreductase activity. The record is from RefSeq and is a predicted model, not a curated record. Bases 166 to 1365 code for a protein of 399 amino acids. Lineage: Eukaryota; Metazoa; Arthropoda; Insecta; Hymenoptera; Formicidae. The transcript is spliced from 4 exons.
CGUACGAACGUAUCGAGAGUUCAUUCUUCCUGUGCAAGUUCUUUUGUAAAACUACUGAAAUUUAAUCGUUAGAACAGUGCUUCGAUUGUAAGUCUUCGAGUGAAAGAUUCUUGUGCUCAAGUUUUGUUGAGUGAUUUUGAAAAAAUAAACUUGAUUAAGGUGGUUAUGCCGGUGGAAUUGGAAUCGAUGGCGCCUAUCGCUCAUAAAACCAUCUCCCAUAAUGGAGAGAAGAUGAAUAAACUGUGCCGUCAACUCUCGAUCGAGAGCCCAAGCGUGACCGGUCGGGAUUGUGUCUUCAGCUUCGAUGUCCCCGUGCCGGAUGUGCCGGCGCAUGGUGCUCGCAUCCGGGUGAUGUGCGCUGGUGCUUGUUACCAUCCUCGACGAUCACCGAGUCUGACCAGUUUGACCUCGGUCUCGAGUGGCAGUAGCCUGGCCGCCGAUAUAUCCGUAGAGAGUGAUUACCCGGUGUUCAUACCUCAUCACGGGGUACGCGACGCUGCUCUGUUCCCCGGAUACGAAGUGGCUGGCGUAAUCGAAUCAUUUGGCACCGAGGUACCCGAAGACCGUGAACUUGCUGUAGGCGACCGCGUUAUUCUCUACCCCUAUGAUGGCAUUCCCAAUGGUUACGUCGAAUAUCUAGUGGUGUACGACCUCAAGUACCUGAUCAAGCUUCCGGACAAUAUGUCACUUAGCGUGGGGGCUAUGUUGCCAGCCGGCGCACUUCUCGCUAUGAACACCGUCUUCGCUGCACACGAACACGUGCAGGCUUUAUUGAAGGAGAGGGGCGAAAACAGCGUGUGCAAGAUUCUUGUAGUUGGCACAGGUGGUCUUGCCUUGUGGGCCCUCAGGAUCGCAUCGUAUCACUUCAGUAACAUGAGGGACAGAGUUACUACUACAAUAGCCACUCUUAAGGACGAUGGUCUUCUCAUAGCUCAAGAAUUUCAACGGGUGAACGUAGUGCAAUGGAACGAGGAUCUUUAUGAGAAGCAGUUGAUCGAACGCACAAUGGACGCCUGUGGUGGCCAAGUAGACGUGGUAAUCGAUUUCGGCACGACCUCACGCAACCUCCAUCGCAGCAUGCAAUGCCUAAGCAAGGGCGGUGUAGUGUUUGUGAUCAAGGAGGUCGCAGAUCGACUACUGCCCAAGUUUAGCCGACGAGCGGAAGAGCGGCAGCAAUCCAUCAAACCGGUAGAACCGGGUACGUUGGAGCAAUUACGGGAGCUGGUGCAGCUAGUCGCCUCCGGCGACAUCGAGCCGCCUCCACACACCGUGUAUCCCGCCGAGGAAGCUUUGGAUGUCGUCCAAAAGCUUUGUCAUUCGGAGAUCCAGGGCCGUGCGAUUCUCCGCUUUUAUCCCGCGGACUAGAAGAUUUUUUGUUGAAAAAUUUCUCCGCGAUCGCGGAUUAGGCGACAGAUUCGACGACGACGACCGAAAAAGUCCGGAUCCGGCCCGAGUGAUGAGAGUUGUACAGUUGAGAGUUACUACGCGUGUGCGUUUCGAAGUUUCAAUAUGUAGCUGAAAAGGACUAUCGAGUGCAGAAGUAAUUAUAUUGCUUCAUAUUGAGGGCCGGAGAUUAGAUAAAGCGUUGCUACGUGUAUGUCCUGUAGGGCAACAGUUUGCGAAUGAGGGGACUUGACACGACUGCGGGAAUGGUCUUCGUAGAAGUGAUACGUUAAACUCGAAGAGAUUUGACUUAGUGGGUCAAAAAGAUCUCACAAGAUCCACAAAAUUUGACGAUACAUGAAUGAAAGAGUUGACGAAAGAACGUUUUCUCAUUUAUAUAGCUGAUCAAAUAUUAACUGUUAAUUUGACAAAAUUUUGUAGUAGCAAUAGUCGAAAAUUACUUUGCGAAUUGAAUUCAAUGUUAUUGAUCAUUCUUUUUAAUGUUAACAAAACGUGUAAUAUUCGAAGGAAAGUUUUCAUAUAAUAAACGAAUUAUUUUCUGUAAAGAACUUUUUUCGGAAGUUUGCCGAUGAAACGAAAGAGAUUAGGAGAUUAUGCUUAACAUUUCAGGGAUUAUCUCACUUUACGUUCUUCUUGUAGAUAACAAGCAAUUAGUUUUCAUAAAUGGGCAAAGAUAAAAUAAUGUAUGCUUCAAUCUAUCACACGCGCGCCAGAUAACAGCCUAAAUAGCUCGGAAAAAAUGACAUAAAGCUGUUAUGUUAACAAAAAAGGACAUUAUUGUCAAAGAAGCGACGCUCUCUAUUUUCUUUUAUAAUGGAUGUCUAAUAUUUGUCGUUUCUUGGCACAAAGUAAAGUCCAAGAUAACAUUACAAUUUAUGCAUAUUUGUGUUGCCGAAUGCACUAAUGCAGUUAUGAGCAAUUAAUGUAAGAGAAGUAUUCCAUUUCAUAUUCAAGAACUCUUGAAGAAAAACAUGCUGAUUGGCGACACAAAGCGGUACAGUUGCGCGUCUUGUUAACAUGUGAAGCUGUCGUAUUGAAACACGCACGAUGAUAAGAUAAUUUCGAAGUAUGUUGAUUAUUUUUACUAAGAAUUAAUGAAUACCAGUAACUAUAUACAAAAUAGUCAUAUUAACUAUAUACUGUUUUUAAUAUUUAUAUUGUAGUUAAUACGAGUACUUAAAGUCGUCG